Sphenostylis stenocarpa is the source of this 870-nucleotide messenger RNA. The record is from the annotation of a GenBank genome assembly. NCBI's taxonomy places the organism in Eukaryota, Viridiplantae, Streptophyta, Magnoliopsida, Fabales, Fabaceae.
AUGAAGCCACAUACCAAACCCAUUUCAAGUCCGGGUCGAACCGAGAAGUUUCCGCCACCGUUGAUGAGAUUUUUGAGAAACAAUGCCGGAAGCAGAAGCAGAGGAAGGUCGAGAUCCACCACCACCAUUUUCCCAAGGAAGAAGAACACCGCCAUUGAAACCCAAGAACCCUCUUCCCCGAAAGUCACGUGCAUGGGGCAAGUCCGUGUUAAACGCUCCACCGGUAAAAGGGUACCGUCCGCCGCCGACGGAGCUCCGACCAAGUGCCGGUGCAGAUGGCGGGUCCCACAUGCCCUGUUUUUCAGUCGUUUAACAAAACCCAGUUUUUGUUUCCCCUUUCAGUGCAAACGAGUUUGGCCCAAUUGGGGGUUCUCAAGAAGAGACAAAAGGGAUUCCAAAGUUACCGAAACUUCGCCGAAAACAGAGUUGAACUUCAGGUUAAGGUCUAACCCUAAUUACGACGACUCAGAAAGUGAAAACAGAGCCACCCCUAGCGCUUUCGUUUCUAACACCACAACUACCCCACCGAGGAAUGCUUUGCUAUUAACGCGCUGCAGAUCCGCUCCGUACAGUUAUCCAAGAAGGUUGUGGAACGAAGAGAUAGAGGCUGAAAACAGAGUACCCGAUGAGAAAAACAUAGACCCAAAGUUUGAGGCGAAGUUGCGGUUCUUCAAAGAGCUUGAGGAGUCACUGAGAGAGAGAAUAAUGGAGUCAGAAAAGGCCAGGGAGGACUCUGACUCUGCGCGUCCUUUGGUGCUGACAAGGUGCAAAUCUGAACCAGCAAGAACCACGCAAAAACUCGCUUCUGAGAUGAACGGUGUUUCCAAAACUUUGGGGUUCGCUCGUGCCAUCAUUUCACAUGGUUUGUGA